Molecule: messenger RNA, 5464 nt
Organism: Ectocarpus siliculosus
Lineage: Eukaryota; Phaeophyceae; Ectocarpales; Ectocarpaceae
Source: the annotation of a GenBank genome assembly
AUGGGAGUCGAUCACCUCCUUUGGGCCACGACGGUGGCUGCCGGAAACUGCAGGUGCUCCGUCCCGGUGCUGGUGUCUUGCGACUGGGACGGCCUGGUUGAGGACGAUAGCUCUGGCGGCGUUGUUGUGCAAAGCGGUGCCAGCUGUAAAGGAUACUCCACGCCUGGCAGCAAGGGCGUUGCGUGCUCUGUCAGGUUUCAGACAGCGUGGACGGAGAAGCCUUCCCGCGAGUGCCUAUUCCUAGACGGACUCACGGACCUGUUCCUGUCCAAGAUCCGGGACGCGCACUGCCUGCCAGGCCGUGCCUUUGCCCCUAUAGUCUCGACCACCGUCCAGCAGUCGUGGGAGUGGACCAAGCCCGAGGAAGAAGCGGCGCAGUUGCCUGCCCCCGCUCUCCCCUGGGAGGGGGGAGGGGACACCGGCGGAGGCGGCGGAGGGGAAAGCGUGGCGGCGAUGGCGGUGGUGGAAGAGAGGGACGGGCGACGGGGGGGCACAAGUUUGGGCGAGCCUACGGUGGGGGGAGAUCCGCAGGGACCGACGACACCGGCAGCAGCGGCGGCAGCAGCGGGGGAUAGAGGCGGUGUUGGGAGUAGGGAAGAUGCCGUCAGGCAGCUCCUUCGUGCGAUCGGAGGCGGAAGGGAACAGGAAAUCGGGACACCCGUGUGGGGACCGGACGAGGACCCGCUCGUAUCAAUCUUCGUGCGAGUGAGAUGGACAGAUCUGAGGGAGGGCCUAGUAGAAGAGAGCCAGCACUACACCACGCUGGAGCCUUUGCCGGAGGAGGCACGAGCAGGGGCGGGAGGAGCCGAUGGCGGUUACAGCGGCGCCGGCGUGGGGGGGCAUUGGUUCGUUAGCCCAAGGGGCCGUCUUGGGGACGCCUGCAGCCGCUUGCUGGCGGCCUUGGUGCUAACGACCGCCAUGCACCCGGGCACACUGAUGGCCGAUCUUGGGGCCGGUUCACUCGAAGACGGCCGGACGGCCUUGGCACAAGACUACGGGAAGGCGGCUUCCGCCAAGCUCAGCGACGAGACAAGGAAGGCGGUGGAGGAGAUGUGCCGCCGAUCGCAAUCGCCAUCCAUCAACCACGACGACAUCGACCUGAUUCUUCGCUACUUGCUGCACUCGCAAGGAGAGGAGAGGGCGGUCGUGCCUGCCGCAAACCAGGGCAGCGGCGGCGGCCCCGAUGCUGACGGAGACAACAAAGCACGUCGGGUGCAGCCGCCGCUACCAUCGUCGCGAUGGAGACAGGUGCACCUGGGGGCACGGCAACAGGACCCGAGACAAUCGACAGAGAAGUGGAAGCAGGUCUACCCGAGGGCGAGGGGGGUCACCGACGAUUCGUCAAAACGACGGUUACAACCUGGAGGCGGCGCAGCCGAACCGGCUUCUGUCCCGAAUGACCCGUCCCAUGGGGAUGUUAAUCGAACGAUGGAAGCGUCGUGGGCGGAGCUGUCGGCAAGUGGAAGCGGCCGCGCGUCGUCAUACGAGACGAUGACGGGCGGGAGAGGAGGGAGGAGGAGCCUGUGGGCGUGGGCGGAACGCGGCGGGGCGCCGAUAGGGCGCCUACUGUCGCUGCUUUCGCUCAGGGUCGCCAGCUGUGACGAUCUUGGGUCGAUGUCGCUGCUCUGGAUGUCGUUCGUGCGGGACGUGCGACUCUUGUGGGAAGACGGGGCCACCAUCGCGAGAAUGAGCCCGAUAGCCGCGGUGGACGGCACGAGCAUGUUCGACCGGGGCGCCAGCUGUACGGGGCAGGACCGGAGCGUCGCGUCUCAGCUUCGAGGCAGCAGUCAAGCGGACGGCGGCAGCGUCGACGUCAGCGAUGAUGGUAGCGGCGGCGACGGUUCACUGCCGCCGUGGAGCGAUCGCUCGCUCGUUCCGUACCCGGAUACCCGAACGUGCCUGAUCUGGCAGAAGCUGCAGAUGUUGAACUGCUGUCGAGCGGAGGGGGGGGCGCAGAUGGGUCUGCAGCUAUCAUCACCACCACCCUCGCAAGAUGUCGGUGAUGGUACAGCCGACCAAGGCGAGGGGGAGAAGGGGCCAGGGGACGACGAAGACGAAGAAGCCUUCUUCGACACCCGCGAGUACUAUCAGACGUCGGAGGACGAGGGAAGUAGCGGUGGCACAGGUGGUGGUCUCCAAGAUGACCGGUGUAGCGCUGGUGAUGUUGACCGCGGCGGAGAGCGCAGUGCCGAGGAUGAUGAUGUUCUAGCUUCCGCAGACAGAGGUACUGGCGAGGUUGGUACAGGCGGCGGUGUCCGAGAUGAGCAUGGUGGAGACCGUGAUGCUGACGACAGUGCGGGGGGUGUUCGCGCGGAGCCCGGUGCUGGUGAGGAUUAUGAGGGUGUUAUUUCUGCUGCUACAAGUGGUGACAGCAAUUCCGCCGCCGAGAGCGACGCGGUCGGAGAUCGUGCUGGCGACCUGAGCGGGUGCAACGAGGGGUUGCCUAAGGAUGCCUCCGAGAACCGCCCUCAGCAACAACAACGGGGCGAGGGCUCAUCCGCCCAGGUACUUGACGACGAAACUGCCGAGAUCACACCAGCGUCUACUGCUGCUGCUACUGCUGUGGACUUGUCGAAACUCGGGGCGGGGCGGGAAGAGCUCGGUGUAACAGGGCGUGCUGUCACGGUCGUGGAAGGCGGCGAUGACCGCCGCAGCAGCAGCAGUACAGGUGGAAUCGAUGGCGAAGAAACUGUUUCUCCAGGCGACACCACAACAGAAACAGCAGCGUCGCCAAUCGCACCACCGUUGUCAGCAGGAACAGAGGAGGUUGCAGUGGUACCUUCAUUGGCAUCACGAUUAGGAGAAGGGGAACCGGCAUCACCUACAUCGUCAUCACCGGUACCAUCGCUGGGCGACGAUGCCAACGAAGCUUUGCCGUGCGCCGUGGCGACCGAAACGACCAUGAUAGGACCAGAGGAGGAGGACGUCGCUACGAUCGUUGCAGCAACGUCUGACGAGGCGAUGUCUGUAGAUGAGGGAGGAGAUAACCCAACGACUCAAAAUAUGCCAGAGGCAGAACGGGAGGAGGGGGAGAAAGAAGUCGGGGGGAAGGACGAGGAGGAGCUGCAACAGGGAGCAGACUCGCCGUCCAAAGAGGAGGAGCAGCUGCAGCAGAGGAUAGACUCGCCGUCUGAAGAGGAGCCGUCGAGUCCUCCUUCCUCUCCCCCGCCGAUGGAGACGGGCGCGCGUACGGAUGAGGUUCCGCGCAAUGGUAGCGCUGACGAUGGCAGCGACGGUCUCGCUUGCAAGGACACACCGCCGCCGUCGUCCUCCCCUGCAAACCCGGAAGAAGAAACGCCUGACACGACAAAAUCUUCCUUGGCCGCUGCUGGUGAAGUGAUCUCCGACGAUAGGUCAACUUGUCCUUCUCCAAAGGCUUCAACUAUGGCUGCGGGAGAGGCGAUCUCGGAGAUCUCAACCUGUACUUCUCCGAAGGAAUCAUCGAUGGCUGCGGAACAAUUGACCUCGGACAAUUCAACCUGCACUUCUCCAAAGGCUUCAUCGGCGGCUGCGGGAGAAGUAACAAUCUCGGAGGCCUUGCCGGAGAAGCGAACGGCCAUCAUCGCGAUGGAAAACAGCCCCGACGCAUCGGACAAGGCGUUCGGUUGCCCAGAGGCCGCGCCCACUGCUGCUACGGGGAGCGCUGCUGCAGUCGGUGAGGAACCGCUCGUGCCGCCGAUGCGCCGCCUGUUGUGUUCGGGGGCGGCGGUCCGCCCCCCACGGCUGCAGGAGUGCGGUCCCGUAACCGAGGACAUGCUCAGGCAGCAGACGCUGGGACAGGCCGCCGCUUACCGCGGCCGGGAGGUUCUCCUGGCGGACAUGACGGCGUUUAGAUCGGAGAACGGUGGCGGCGACGGCGAUGCCGCGGUGUUUGCAGACUUUGUGCGGUGGUAUCGUCCCGAAUGUUGGCAGGAAGCAACUGCUGAUGGGGAGUGGGUCAGUGCGUCGGAGGGGCGAUUGGGCGGGAGGGCCGAAGACGACAAGCGGUUGGCAUGGCCGGGACAAGGCCAGGUGGUUUGGAGAUCCGCUGUAACCGGGCGCCAGGUACACGGGCAAAACCGGGACGAAGCCCCUGAAGCAGCUGCUGCUGACGAGCUCUCUCCCGGCGACCACUUGGGUCUACCGCCAGCACUCCCGUCCCCGUUCACGCUCGCGGGCUGGCUCUCGUGCUGGGGGCAAGCGGGCGCCGCGGUACGGGCCGAGGAGGAAGAGGAAGAGGGAGAGGAGCGGGCGCUGCCUCCCCCUCCCCUAUUCAGCGGCGUUACGGAGGGAGAGAAGGCGCUCCACUUCCUCGAGACGAUAUCCCCGGGCCCCCUGCUCGUGCAGCUGCUUUCUGCCCUCCUGGGUCUGUCGGUUUUCGUCCUGGAGGAGGCGUGUUUGGGGGCCGACAGCCUGCCGAGCGUGGAGGCGUCCGUUGACACCGCGAGAACGGCACUGCUUGCCGCGGAUGGCGCUUGCGUCGCUGUCAAGAGGGCCGAGACUGCUCUUUCGAGGGCAGUGUCGCUCCAAAGAUCACUACCGGGGAAGAAGGAUCUCGUGAACGAUAUGGUUGCCGCGUGCGGCGACGAGGAGGAGAAAGGAGGGGGAGAGGUGCCCGUGUCGGCCAGGCCUCACAAGGAGUUCCUCAGGGACUUGCUUCUCGCCCAAGGCAUCCAGAAGACCCCCGGUUCUGAGCUGGACGAACUCUUGGCAAGCUACGACGAGGAGCACAGACGAGAGGAGUUGAGGGAUGAGGGCGGUGCCGUCGGUGGCGGCGGUGUCAUGCCUCCUCCCGAAACGAAGGAGUAUGUAUUGAGGUGUCAGACGCCGGCCCCUUUCUACAGCCGCAACGUUGGUCGCGGCCAGAUGGAGGCAUACCCAACUCCUCCCAGCAGGAUGUACGCCAAGACGGACGGGAGCAACCUCAGGGUCGCCCUCUCCCUCUGCGAAUCAGAUAUUUAGGGUUACGGUUGGUUCGGGCUAUUUGUUUCUUAAUCCUAGACUUGCGGUCGACUGGAUUGGGGGAUGCUCCGGGGGGGUCGAAAAAUAGGUUCGCAGGGAGCGGGUGUACCAACUGGUCGGAUUUUUCCAGAGCCGGAGACCUCUUGUUGCUUCGAACCCCUGGCUCGUGUCCCACAACCAAGCACAAGAUAUGUAUGGCCUCACCGACUACUUCCAGAAAUGCUUGCGGCUCUUUGGUGUGGACCUUUGCUUGCGCGAGACUCGGUGCCUUGUGCAACCCCGGGGCCUUGCUCUAAGGCUGCGAAACUGUAAAUGCAUGGUAUGCUUAUUGGUCGGUACACGACUCACCGUAUACUGCAGUAGCGCCGUGUGGCAUAUAUGCUGGAACGCGUUGUUGUGAGAAAUGGACCGUGCGCCGCCUUGUUUAACGUCUUGUUUACGACUCGUGACUGCUGUUGGACGUUGGCUGUCAACCUUGCUCGUUCUGUGCGCCAUCGAUCGUGACCCCAAUUUUGAAGUUUUG